UAUUAUUAUAAUUCUAUCGUCACUUUCAAGUUGUGUAAGUUUAUUGGUUUGGAUGUAUAAAAUGAUCUUCCGCCUUGCGAAUGUCGUUGAAGUUUGAUACGCAUUGUCAUCUACUAACACUGGAGUGUUUAUCAUAUCAGUUGAAACAGUUUGAAUCGCCGUUAUCAGUAAUAUUGUGUUCAUAUGAAUCAAAAUAGUGAAAAACAUGUUAUGUAGUGUGGGCAUUUAACAAAUUUAUAGACAAUUGUUUCACAAGUUAGUAAAGCGAAGUAAAAUAGAAAGGAUUUUCUCAUGUUUGAAAUGAAAGGAACGUGUAAUUAUUUAUAUAACUGAAGCUCUGCCUGUUGAAAUAAUCUCUCGUCAGGGAUUAUCUUACCAAAUUCAGCCAAGAUGAACUUCACUACUUUGAUGGUUGUGACUUUGAGUAUAUCAAUAUUGGUGUUGAAUGCGGAGCCAAACACAGCAGCAUCAACAGAGGAAAGCAUAACAAUAGUGUCACCAGAGUCGUCGACAACAGCAAUAACAACAACAGAAACUUCAGAAAUGUCGCCAACAACAACAAUAACAACAAUAGAAACAAUAGAAACAUCAAAAGAGUCGCCGACAACAACAACAAUAACAACAGCAUCCACAUCGACUGUUACACCUGAUUGUGGACCUCUUCACGAGAAAGCGAAUGGAACAUUUAAACUGAAUCCAGAAAAUACAACAACUAUAGGGUCUAAUGCUACGUUGGAGUGUCACGUUGGAUUUAUUACGGACACACCAACAGUAAACUGUACGGCCACUGGUUGGGAAAAUGCAACCUGCAGACUUAGAGAUUGUAACAGUCCGCCAACUUUCGAACAUGGAACUUUUAAACUUGACAUUUUAAACAACACAAAAUUUGGGGCGACAGCAAAAACCACGUGCGAUCUUGGUUACGAUGCGGCAAAUGGGACCAUUUAUUGCCUGGAAAAAGGUCAAUGGACAAAUGAUAGUUGUGUCAUAAAAGAUGAGAUACUGCUUGAGUAUCGAGCAAAACGUGCUCAGAAUAGCACAACAGAACCGGCUAUCGUUUGCAGCAAACCCGAAAUAUCACAUGGCUCUGUUACUGGUAACGCCACCACGGAAUUUAAUUUGACUGAGGCGGUUUCUUGCAACACUGGGUAUAACUUAAGCGGUGAUGGAACUAUCAUCUGCCAAGCAAACAAAAAUUGGACUACGAUUCCAACGUGUAUGAUCAAAGUUUGCAACAAACCCACAAUUUCACAUGGCUCUGUUUCUGGUAACGCCACCACAGAAUUUAAUUCGACUGAGACAGUUUCUUGCAACACUGGGUAUAACUUAAGCGGUGAUGGAACUAUCAUCUGCCAAGCAAACAAAACUUGGACGUCGGUUCCAACGUGUGUGAUCAAAGUUUGCAACACACCCACAAUUUCACAUGGCUCUGUUUCUGGUAACGCCACCACAGAAUUUAAUUCGACUGAGACAGUUUCUUGCAACACUGGGUAUAACUUAAGCGGUGAUGGAACUAUCAUCUGCCAAGCAAACAAAACUUGGACGUCGGUUCCAACGUGUGUGAUCAAAGUUUGCAACACACCCACAAUUUCACAUGGCUCUGUUUCUGGUAACGCCACCACAGAAUUUAAUUCGACUGAGACAGUUUCUUGCAACACUGGGUAUAACUUAAGCGGUGAUGGAACUAUCAUCUGCCAAGCAAACAAAACUUGGACGUCGGUUCCAACGUGUGUGAUCAAAGUUUGCAACACACCCACAAUUUCACAUGGCUCUGUUUCUGGUAACGCCACCACAGAAUUUAAUUCGACUGAGACAGUUUCUUGCAACACUGGGUAUAACUUAAGCGGUGAUGGAACUAUCAUCUGCCAAGCAAACAAAACUUGGACGUCGGUUCCAACGUGUGUGAUCAAAGUUUGCAACACACCCACAAUUUCACAUGGCUCUGUUUCUGGUAACGCCACCACAGAAUUUAAUUCGACUGAGACAGUUUCUUGCAACACUGGGUAUAACUUAAGCGGUGAUGGAACUAUCAUCUGCCAAGCAAACAAAACUUGGACGUCGGUUCCAACGUGUGUGAUCAAAGUUUGCAACACACCUACAAUUUCACAUGGCUCUGUUUCUGGUAACGCCACCACAGAAUUUAAUUCGACUGAGACAGUUUCUUGCAACACUGGGUAUAACUUAAGCGGUAAUGGAACUAUCACCUGCCAAGCAAACAAAACUUGGACUACGGUUCCAACGUGUGUGAUUAAAGAAAUACAGUUUAAUGAAUCAUGCACACCAAUUGAUGGGGACAAUCCAUGCAUCACUGAUCAUGCAGUAUGCAGGGAAGAGGCGGAUAGGGGCAACAGGUGCCUAUGCAAUAAGACAUUUCCUUAUUUUUACAACGACGCUUGUAUUGCGGGUCUAAAUAUAAGCCUUACAGACUUAAAAUGCCAUGUAAGUGAAAAUCCAGAAGAUGGACCUGUUCCUGAUUUAAUACAGAUAACUUGUUCUGCUUCUUCGAUCGACGAAGAUAUAUUCGAUGGCUAUAAAGUGCGCAUCGAUAACAGUGCAAGGGAAUGGAAUUUCACCAGAGCGAACAAUUUUAUCUAUACAUUAGAUAAUUUAAAAUCAGGAGAAAUAUACCAAAUAGACAUUUUUGCCACAAAAGACUCUAUUCCAAGCAUAAAUAAGAAAACUUUUCACGGUGUAACAAGACCCGUCAUGGAAGCAAAUUGGAGUUUAUGUGCUAUUACUAUCAGUUCGUUUUCUUUCCAAAACAAUGACACAAUUGUCGAUCCAUUUAAAACGUUUAGUGUUGAAAUUAAUACAACGGAUGCUAAGUUUUCAGCAAACUGUUUAUCAAAAACCACAGACAAAGCAACAUGUUCGAUACUUCGAAAUGAGUCCCAUUUUAACAUUUUGGAACUCAAUUCAGGCAGUUCUUAUGAGAUACAAAUAUUUGCUCAAAUUAAGUUCAACACAAAAGAUAUAAGAAGCAAUGGCUUCCAGCGCUUCGUCAUAUACACAGUUCCUGAACUGCCUGCUGAUAUUGAAAUUCCUCUUGGUAGUAUUACCCAUGACAGCUUUAACGUUUCCUUCGAAAAUAACAGCAACAAAAGAUUCUCUUAUUGGAGUGUGUCUGUGACCAACUUUAAAACAGGGGAAUGGGUAGCUGAAGACACUCGUCACUCUGAUGUAAAAUCAAUGCAGAUAUCAACAAAUAUCACUUCUUCAACGUUUUACCUGGUUCAGGUCCAGACACAUGUUCCAAUGCAAUCCAGCGAUAUGUUCAACAAAACAUUUAAUACAAGACCUCGACAAUCAAGCAGUGGUCACCUGAUGAAGGCAAAUGUGACAGAAAGUGAGAUCAUGCUAUUCAUACUGGAAGAUGAAGAAGAGCGUUUUGAUUAUUAUUCUUUGAUAAUUAACAGUUCAGAUGCAGCGCGUGUUACCCUCGAUGGCCCUUCAAAUGUUUCUUGUGAGCAAAGCGGAGAUAACUGCACCUUCCAACGAACCUUAAAUUUCUCAACGAAAAUAACAAUAAAAAACCUAACGUCCGGAACAUUUUACCCAUUACAUCUUUAUUCUAGAUUUAAUGGAUUACCAAGCCUUGAAUCACAAGAUUUGUCCUCGUACACAGUGCCUGUCCUACCAGAUUUCUUUGUCGAAAAUAUUUCAUCGAUUGGUUUUGUUGUGGGUCUUAACGAGAUGCCAACACACUUUCUCUGGUGGAAUAUAAUCGGUGUUAACGGAACUUCCUUCAAAGUACCGCGAUCUAACCUUUCUUACAGGUUUGAAAACCUUCUUUCGGGUUACCAAUAUGAUCUCGACAUAUUCACUGAAGUAGAUGGUUUCAUUUCAAGCGAGAAUUAUUCAGAAACCAUCUUCACUUUGCCUUCAACACCUUCGUUCCUUCAAUUUCCGGUGGAAUAUAUAAAAGAGAUGAGCUUCAAAGUUAAGGUCACGGUGCCAGAUCAGCGAUUCUACAAUUUGAGUAUUACUGUCUGUGGGGUUUCAAAUUUGACAUGCAUAACCAAUGCUGUUACCAACACAUAUUGUAAUGCUGACUUAAAUGUAACGAAGCUUUUAUCUGUUGAGAAUUUAUCAGCAGCAACAAAUUACAGCAUUACUGCUAAAACCGCUUUGACCAGCGACGUAGGAAGCAUGGCAUCAUCGAUAUAUUACAUGCAUACAGCUCCCCAUCCUCCAAGUGUUGAUUUGAAAUCUGUAGAGGAAACUAGGAUUGAGUUAAAUGUGACUGGAAACAGUGAUCUAGCAUUUGACAAGUACUGCAUAAAAUUGAAUUCAUCGAGUUGCUAUGAGAUUGAUCUUGACACGCCUGGAAUCAUUAUUGUUUCUAACCUACAUGCUGGUCAAAAUUAUUCCCUGAAAGUUUAUACAGUUUGGAAUGAAAUUGAAAGUGAAGGGUUUAAAGAAAUCAAGACAUUUACUAAGCCUAAUCCAGUGGAGGUGGAUAAAAUAGGCAUUCAUGCGGUAACCAACUCAACUCUCACUGUUGUCUGGGAGAAACCGAUAGCACACACGGAUGGAUACGAAAUACGAUGGAACUGUGAAAGCCCAAAUAUUGGCACAAGUAUCGUUAAAGAUCAGACUCAAAUUACCCAGUUGCUAUCAGCUACUGCUUCAAAUCUUGAUCCAGGGACAUUUUGCAAUGUUACGAUAACGGCAUAUAUAACAAACUAUGAUAACGCUACUCUUCAAGCAACAAGUGUUUUUAAAGAGAUUUCUAGCAGCACAUUUGAAGAAGCUCCUGGAAUCCCAGAGACCCUAGAAAACACAGAUUUGACCUCAACGACAACUAAAAUUGAGUUGCAAGAGCCGACGGAAAGAAAUGGUAUUCUUAGAAGAUAUGAUAUUUGGGUCAUGAAACAACAAAAUGAAACAACCACAUGUGAGCAAUGGAUGACGUACGAGUGUAAGGAUUGUGAAGGAUCUUCGCCAAAUGUUUCAGAUUCGGUUCCAGACACGUGUACCAAUUUUUAUUAUGAGAUGUUUUCUAAAGCAAACACGACUUUCUCUUGGAACAUCGAGCAGCUUCACCCGUUCCGAGAUUACUCAGCGCAUGUUGUUAUUUACACGACUAAACCAGGGAGUGUUUCGACAAUUACGUUUGAGACACUUGAAGACGUUCCCGGUAAGCCAGUCGAACUCAAUGCAAGCACGACCCACGACUCGUUCACGCUUCAAUGGAAUCCUCCUGAGGAACGCAAUGGCAAAGUGAUAAAUUACACUGUUAAGGCUACUUACUAUGAACACGAUUGCGGAGGUUUUGGCGCUCUGCAAAGGCAUAGUUAUGGUGUCGAAUUAGAUCCGGUAACAAAGUUCAGUCAGAACGAUCUGUAUCCAUUUUGGCAAUACAAUCUUACAGUAGAAGCAACUAACGCAAUUGCCACAGGAAAACCGUCUGAUAUAAUAUCAGUUAUGACAAAGGAAACGAACUCCGGAUCAGUGCAACAACUUCGGUACCAAGAUGUUUCUUCAAAAAGUGUCGGCUUGUCAUGGACGGAGCCUUGUUUUGGAAAUGGAAUAAUUACAGGCUAUUCAGUUAACAUUAAACAGUGGUUAUCACACGGACAAGAAGAAAAUUCGUAUUCUAAAACGUACGAAAUAGAUGUAGCCAACGAGUCAAUGUCCAUAUAUGAUUUACUCCCAUACAGAAACUAUAAGGUUGAAGUAUAUGCAUUAAACAGCGCAGGUGAUGGCGAAUCAUCGAAUGUUUCGUUCAGGACGAAAAUUGACUAUCCAGACAAACCAACCAACGUUUCCACAAGAGAUAAAACCUCGUCAUCUCUCCUGAUUGAAUGGAAGAAGGCUGCCGAUUUUAAUGGUCCAACUAAAUAUAUGGUUCAUAUAAACGAUUCAGUUAAUAGUACCAUCAGUAUUGAGACAUGCACAACUGAUGUUGCUAAUUGGACUGACAAGCUGGCGACCGAAUGCAAUGUGCAUGGACUGGACGCCUACUGGGAAUACGAUAUCGUUGUUGACGCCAUUACGUUUGAUGAAGGUUAUGGUGAAUUAAUAAAAAGCUCAGAAAAGCAAACAUUUCGAACUGCCGAGGCAGUUCCUGGACCUGUAGCGCAUUUCGAUGUAAAACCGGAAGAGGACGUGUUGGAGGAAAGGAACUUUCGUAUUGACUGGACUGAGCCUGCAGAACGGGAUUUAAACGGCGUCAUAACAGGAUUUGUUAUUCACUAUCAAAGUGAAAAGAUAGAGGUAACUGUUGGUCCAAACACAAGGAGCAAGACGGUAUUACACGAUGUAAUUGGUAGCUACAAUGUGUCGAUACAAGCUCGUACAAGUGUAGGGCCUGGUGCACCUGUCCAUAAAGAGAUUACUGUGAAUCCUGGAGCUCCGAUAAAGGUUGACGAAAGCAAGAAUCCAUUGAUGCUAAAGGCGUCCGUGUCUGUUGACAAUGAUGAGAAGCAGAUAGCAGUAGCUCUUCCACUUGCACAGUUUCUCUGCAAUAGCAGUAACGGACCACCAACUAUGUGGGGCAUUGUAGUUGCAGAAGCCGAUGAGGCAGCUAGAGAUACACAAUUUGCUGGUAAAAAGGACGACUUUCAAAAGAAGAUCCAUGACACGUACAAGAACUGGUUUCAAGUAGACGGCUUAAACAAUAUUCCUCCAUAUAUUGUAACAAAGCUAAAUUGGAAGCCACCAUGCACAAACGGAAAUCGGCGUAAGCGUUCUGCAACAGAUGGUUCGAACAUAUUUGUUAUUGGAAAUGAAGCAUGCCAUGGUUCUUCUACUUUGAACGAAUAUUGCAAUGGGCCUUUACCCGAUGGACGCUCUUUCAAAGUAAAAUCCUUUGUUUGUACGGACUACGGCUGCAGUGAAUCCGUAUACUCACAACCGAUAGAAACAGCACCUAAUAUGACUGCGGCGUUUGUGGGCGGAACGGUGUCAGGUGUCGUUGUGCUGGUCCUAGUUAUAACAGUUAUCUUCUUUAUGAGACGGAGACAGGCAGCGUGUUUCAGAAAGGACACAGAAAGCAUUACACAUACUUCCAGUGAACAAUUCGGUGAAAUGGGAAAAUUGCAAACAAAGGAAAAACCGGUUGCUGUUUACAAACCUGGUCCAGUUAAACUAACUAAUUUUCCAGACUUUGUGGAGAAAAUGCACAAAGACAGUGAUCUUCUCUUUGCUGAUGCUUACAAGGCUAUCAAGGAAAAGAGCCCUAAACAUCCUUGUACAACUGCUGAAUCUCAGAACUGCAGAGCGAAAAAUCGAUAUACCAACAUUCUGUCAUUUGACCACUCUCGAGUAAAACUUCGGCCGUCCGACGAUGUUGACGGAUCCGACUUUAUAAAUGCAAACUACAUACCGGGCUACACAUCCCCACGCGAGUAUAUUGCCACCCAGGGUCCGAUGCAGGCGACAUUUGACGAUUUCUGGCGAAUGGUGUGGGAGCAAAAUGUUGACACGAUUGUUAUGCUGACGAAACUCGUGGAAAAAGGAAGGAUCAAGUGUGAUAAGUACUGGCCGGAUGUAAACGAACCAGUUUAUUACGGGGACCUGGUUGUCUCCAUAACGUCAGAGUCCAACCUCUCAGACUACACACUUAGAAUCUUCGAAAUCAAAAUGAAGGGUGAACAGCGUUCUGUUCGUCAGUUUGCUUACCUGAAGUGGCCAGAUAUGGGCUGCCCUGAGGAUCCGGAAAUGCUCCUGGAGUUUGUGAAGUCGGUAAAGGAGCACAACAAGCGUCCACCCGGUGUUCAGAAUGCUGGGCCUAUGAUUGUGCACUGCAGCGCUGGUGUGGGUCGGACGGGGACGUUUAUCGUGGUGGACCACGUACUGCAGCACAUCCGUGAUCAUGACGAAGUGGACGUAUACAAACUCGUGCUUGAUAUGCGGAACCAUCGAUGCAACAUGGUCCAAACUGAGGACCAGUUCAUUUAUAUCCAUGAGUGUCUAAAGGCGUUUAUAACCACGGACGAGGAUGAAGAAGAGGAGGAGCCGGAAGAUGAACACCUAUACGAAAAUACACGAAUGGGGGAAGACAAUAUCUACGAAAACACGGCAUAUCAGAACGAUUCAUUAUAAUUACAUUUGGCUUGUUCGGCAGCAUAAGCUGAGAUAAUGUCAAAACUUGAAAACAGUAAUGAGAACAUGUUCGAAUUUGACACAUCAACUAUCCAUUCUACAUUGAUAUAUCGGCUUACAAUUUGAUAUAUUUUGACAUUUGAAAUGCAUUUGUUUCGUUUGUAUUAACAUACUGUUAUGGAUCAACUUUUCUACGAGAUGUAUUAAGCAUUGUUAAACUGUGUUAUGCUUCUUUCCUUAUAUGACAUUCAUUUGAUAAAAACAACACAUUCCAUGAAAAUAUUACUAUGUACAUUUAUUUCUUAACGACUUAUUAUUUUAUUCUUUCUUUAUGUAUGAUCGUAUGUGAUGUGUCAUUAAUGAACCGUGUCGAUGUUAGCUAAGUUAUACGAUGUUGACCACGCCUUGUUCAUGUAAGGUUAAGGAAAAGGGAGCGUGUGACCUCAAGAAGCAUACAAGUCAACUCGAUGAUUGUUUAUUUGAAAACAAUCAGUUCAAUAUAUGAUUUUUUUCAAAACGUUAACAUGCAUUUUUUUCUUCUAAAAGAUAGCAUUAAUUUGCAAAUAAGAAGAAAACCAGUUCGACUGUAUAUUUUAUUUCAUCCUGUAAAAAUGUAUUCGAGUUUACUCUUCCGUUUUUUACGAAGGGGCUGAUAUAAUUGCUCCAAAUUAAUCAAGACUAAAAGUAUGAAAGACUCUGUGUGCGGUUUGUCUUAUACACAAACAAUGCAAAGCGGAAUGGUAUUUAUUCAGCAUUCAUCUAUCAACUUUGUCAUGUAAAUUGUGACUUUUUUUACAUCAUGAAAACGCGUACAUGUUUUAUUUUUCCGAAAUAAGAUCCAUCAUUGUAAUGUUCUAUUACCAUUUGUCUUGUUUUAUUGUAUGAGUUCUGUGUGUUUAUUAAUGACAAUAUUAUUUUUUCUAUAGUUUACGCAGAUAAAAUUCAUUUCUGUUUUGCUUUGUUCUGGUCAUACUGUAAAUGCCUCUUUAUGUGAUUCAUUGAUAUCUAAUUUAAUUCGAAUUUAUUGUCGCUAUAUAUAAUGAUAAUGAAAUAUACUCUAACCUAUGCAUAAUAAAUGGAUUAAACAG
Molecule: messenger RNA, 9137 nt
Organism: Mya arenaria
Lineage: Eukaryota; Metazoa; Mollusca; Bivalvia; Myida; Myidae
Product: tyrosine-protein phosphatase 10D-like
Exons: 45
Coding region: 391-8049 (2552 amino acids)
Biological process (GO): protein dephosphorylation
Molecular function (GO): protein tyrosine phosphatase activity; protein binding
Source: RefSeq, a predicted model, not a curated record